AUGUAUGUCAAGCAGAUUAUCAUCCAAGGUUUCAAGAGUUACAAGGACCAGACGGUCAUUGAGCCCUUCUCCCCCAAACACAAUGUCAUUGUGGGUCGCAAUGGUUCGGGUAAAAGCAACUUCUUUGCCGCUAUUCGCUUCGUUCUCAGCGAUGCCUACACCCAUCUCGGAAGAGAGGAGCGCCAAGCUCUUCUACACGAAGGAUCUGGUUCCGCCGUGAUGUCGGCCUAUGUCGAGAUCAUCUUUGACAACUCAGACGAUCGGUUCCCCACUGGCAAGCCUGAGCUUGUGCUCCGUCGAACGAUCGGUAUCAAGAAGGACGAAUACACACUGGAUCGCAAGAACGCCACCAAGAACGAUGUAAUGAACCUCCUCGAGUCCGCUGGGUUCUCGCGAUCGAAUCCUUAUUACAUCGUGCCACAGGGUCGAGUCACUGCUUUGACCAACAUGAAGGACUCUGAACGCCUGGUUUUGCUCAAAGAGGUCGCCGGUACACAGGUCUACGAGGCUCGCCGUGCGGAAUCUUUGAAGAUUAUGAAUGAGACUAACAGCAAGCGUGCCAAGAUCGACGAACUUCUGGAUUACAUCAAUGAGCGUCUUGCCGAACUCGAGGAGGAAAAGGACGAACUUCGAAACUACCAAGAGAAAGACAAGGAGCGUCGGUGCUUGGAAUAUACCAUCUAUUCGCGCGAGCAGCAGGAGAUUGCCAGCGUACUUGAUAACCUCGAGGAACAGCGACAGAAUGGCGUCGAGGAUGCAGACAAUAAUCGUGAUCAAUUUGUUGAAGGCGAGAAGGCGAUGGCCCAGAUCGAUGCUGAGAUUGCAGAAUGCCGACAGCAAAUCGAGUUCCUAAAGGUGGACAAGUCUCAACUGGAAGAUGAGCGCCGCGAGGCCUCCAAGGCCUUGGCCCAAAUCGAACUCCAGGCCAAGUCGCUCGUGGACAACCAGUCCGCUACUCAGGCAUUGAAGUCUCGCCAUGAUACCGAUCUGAAAUCAGUACAAUCCGCGAUUCGCGAGCGUGAAGGCGAACUUCAGGAACUUCUCCCUCGUUUCAAUGCCUUGAAGGACCAGGAAGACGCCACCAAGGGGCAGCUCACUGAGGCAGAGACAUCACGACAGCGCUUGUAUGCGAAGCAGGGCCGGAACUCGCGAUUUAAGAACAAGUCUGAGCGCGAUAAAUGGUUGCAGAUGGAGGUUCGCGAGAGUCACAUGUCUAUCAAGUCCGUCCAAGGAGUCGUUACGCAAACUCAGGAAGACAUCAAAGAGCUAGAGAGCGAGAUUGCCUCCUUGGAACCGGAAACAGAGCGUCUGCGAAAGCAAAUUGAUGGCCGUGGCGACACCAUGCACUCGGUAGACCAGCAAGUCCAGAGCGCCAAAGACGAGCGAGACAGACUCAUGGAUCAGAGAAAGGAGCUCUGGAGAGAAGAGGCCAAGCUUGACUCUGUUCUUUCCAACGCAUCCCAAGAGGUAGACCGUGCGGAGCGCAACUUGUCCCAGAUGAUGGACCACAACACUAGCCGCGGAAUUGCAGCAGUCCGAAGAAUCACGCGUCAGCAUAACCUGGAUGGUGUCUAUGGCACUUUGGCCGAGCUGUUCGAUGUGAACGAGCGGUAUCGGACUGCCGUCGAGGUCACCGCCGGUCAGAGUUUGUUCCACUACGUCGUUGAUACCGACGAGACUGCGACAAAGGUUCUGGAAAUCCUUCAAAAAGAAAAGGCUGGCCGUGUGACCUUUAUGCCCCUGAACCGUCUUCAAUCCAGACCUCUCAACAUGCCGCGAGCCAGCGACACAAUCCCCAUGAUUGAGAAGAUGCAGUUUGACCCUGCGUACGAGCGAGCUUUCCAGCACGUGUUCGGAAAGACCAUCAUCUGCCCCAACCUGCAGGUUGCAUCACAGUAUGCUCGCAGCCACGGCGUCAAUGCAAUCACCCCGGAAGGCGACCGUUCUGACAAGCGCGGUGCUCUGACUGGUGGCUUCCACGAUUCUCGCCAGUCGCGCCUGGACGCAGUCAAGAACCUGGGCAAGUGGAGGGACGAGUAUGAAACGAAGCGGAAUCGCGGAACCGAAAUUCGCAAGGAGCUGGAGAAGUUGGACCAAGUUAUCACCAGGGCGGUUGGUGAACUGCAGAAGCUGGAGCAACAGAAACAACAGGUGCAGAAUAGCAGCGGCCCACUACGACAGGAGUUGCGAAGCAAGCGUGACCUGCUACAAAACAAGACCGAUACGCUUGAUGCGAAACGUCGCGCUCUCCGAAACGUUGAGGCCAACCUAGCAGCCUUGAACGACCAAGUCACCGCGUUCGAGGCUGAACUGUCUUCGCCCUUCCAGAAAGCUCUUACGAGCGAGGAGGAGGGUCGGCUGGAGUCAUUGAGUGUCACUGUUCAGGAUCUUCGUCGCCAAUACCAAGAGCUGUCCGGCAAGCGAAGCGAGCUCGAAGGCCGCAAGUCGGUGCUAGAGGUCGAGUUGCGGGAGAACCUCAACCCGCGCCUGGAUCAACUUCUUAACCGGGAUAUUGACGAGGCUGAAGAGCAAGUCCAGGGCAACCUCAAGGAAACCCAGCGCGAGCAGAAGCGCCUUAGCAAAGCUCUAGAGAAACUCAACAGCCGGUUGAAGCAAGUGGACACGUCGAUCGAGGAAGGGAACUCCCGCGUCGCCGAGCUUCAGCAGCGCAACUCCGAGACCCGACGAGAGAUGGAGGAAUUGGCGCGGUCUAUCGAAAAGCAUCAACGCCGCAUGGAAAAGAGCAUGCAGAAGAAGGCCGCGCUCGCCAAGCAGGGCGCGGAAUGUGCUGCCAACAUUCGUGAUCUUGGUGUUCUUCCAGAUGAGGCGUUUACGAAAUAUCAGAACACCGACUCGAAUACUGUUGUGAAGAAACUCCACAAGACCAACGAAGCGUUGAAGAAAUACUCGCACGUUAACAAGAAGGCUUUUGAGCAGUACAACAGUUUCACCAAGCAGCGCGAGACCCUGACUUCCCGUCGUGAAGAGCUGGACGCAUCGCAAAAAUCGAUUGAUGAUCUCAUCUCCGUGCUGGAUCAGCGCAAGGAUGAAGCAAUCGAACGGACCUUCAAGCAGGUCUCCCGGGAAUUUGCCAACGUCUUCGAGAAACUCGUCCCUGCUGGGCGUGGCCGCCUGAUCAUUCAGCGCAAGACGGACCGUACAAUGCGGCCCGAAGAUGAAGUGGACUCAGAGGACGAGGAGGCUUCACAGAGUGUCGAGAACUACGUUGGUGUCGGUAUUAGUGUAAGCUUCAAUAGCAAGCACGAUGACCAACAGCGCAUCCAACAGCUUAGCGGUGGGCAGAAGAGUCUCUGCGCCCUGGCACUUGUCUUUGCCAUUCAAGCGUGUGACCCUGCUCCCUUCUAUCUCUUUGAUGAAAUCGACGCCAACCUGGAUGCCCAAUACCGGACGGCUGUGGCGCAGAUGCUCAAGUCCAUCUCGGACUCGACCAACGGGCAGUUCAUCUGUACCACUUUCCGGCCGGAGAUGCUGCAUGUGGCUGAGAAGUGUUACGGCGUCAGCUUCCGGCAGAAGGCCAGUACGAUCGAUGUGGUCUCGCGGGAGGAGGCGCUGAAGUUCGUGGAGGAACAGAAGUCGUGA
Penicillium lagena is the source of this 3600-nucleotide messenger RNA. Its product is annotated as chromosome segregation protein SMC. Gene Ontology annotation, biological process: mitotic sister chromatid cohesion. The record is from RefSeq and is a predicted model, not a curated record. Gene Ontology annotation, cellular component: chromosome. The coding region runs from base 1 to 3600 and encodes 1199 amino acids. Gene Ontology annotation, molecular function: cohesin loader activity; double-stranded DNA binding; protein binding. The transcript is spliced from 4 exons. Lineage: Eukaryota; Fungi; Ascomycota; Eurotiomycetes; Eurotiales; Aspergillaceae.